GGGCGCGGCGGCCGCUGGGGGCGCAGCGGGGAGGCCGCGCGCCGCCUCACCACCGGCCAACAUGGCGGCGCGGCGGCCCCGCUCCGCCUCAGACCAUGACAGUGACGAUGAUUCCUACGAAGUGCUGGAUUUAACAGAAUAUGCUCGACGUCACCAUUGGUGGAAUCGCCUGUUUGGCCGGAAUUCAGGACCAAUUGUUGAAAAAUACUCUGUAGCCACACAAAUUGUGAUGGGAGGUGUGACUGGCUGGUGUGCGGGAUUUUUGUUCCAGAAAGUCGGAAAGCUUGCAGCAACUGCAGUAGGUGGUGGCUUUCUUCUGCUUCAAAUUGCUAGUCAUAGUGGAUAUGUACAAGUUGACUGGAAGAGAGUUGAAAAAGAUGUAAACAAAGCAAAAAAGCAGUUAAAAAAGCGUGCAAAUAAGGCAGCUCCUGAAAUCAACACUCUGAUUGAAGAGUCCACAGAAUUUAUCAAGCAGAACAUCGUGGUGUCCAGUGGGUUUGUUGGAGGCUUUUUGUUGGGUCUGGCAUCGUAAGGACCCGAACGUCUCUUCCUGAUGGGAUCCACGUCAGCCAAGAUCAGUAGUGGUGACACACUGUCUGCAAGCAGUGUGGGUCACUGGGCCUGCCAGAGAACACAGGUGGACUAGCUAGACAACUUGGAAGCUUUUACAUUUCAGGCUUUUGCCUCUUGAAGCUUGGCAAAACUAGGAUUUGCUGAAAAACUGUGCAGUGUGCUCAUUUUAUAGCAUUUCUGGGCAAAACUGGUUCAUCAUCAUCAUGACCCUUUGUAUCUCUGGCCUUUCAAGAGCUAGCAUUUUUUAAAAUGUUAUUCUUGGAAUAUAGCUAUGUAGCCAUACUAUAAGAAUGAAAACUCCAUUUCUAUGUUUUCAGUUAAAUACUGUUUAUUUAAAAAGUAUUUUUCUUCAUGCUAUAGUAGGUAGUAUCAAUGACUACAUACUGUAUAUGAUGUUGUAGUUUCAGCCUCCUGGCUGGCCAUCCUCUUAAGAAGUCACUGCAAUAAUCUGUAAUACCUUUUUACAGAGUAUUAAAUAACAGAGAAUCAUGGGCUUAUUAAAGGUGAAAAUUAACUUA
Molecule: messenger RNA, 1091 nt
Organism: Oenanthe melanoleuca
Lineage: Eukaryota; Metazoa; Chordata; Aves; Passeriformes; Muscicapidae
Gene: FUNDC1
Product: FUN14 domain containing 1
Exons: 5
Coding region: 62-532 (156 amino acids)
Biological process (GO): autophagy of mitochondrion
Cellular component (GO): mitochondrial outer membrane
Source: RefSeq, a predicted model, not a curated record